Oncorhynchus mykiss (rainbow trout) is the source of this 5369-nucleotide messenger RNA. Its product is annotated as leucine-rich repeat transmembrane protein FLRT2. The record is from RefSeq and is a predicted model, not a curated record. Lineage: Eukaryota; Metazoa; Chordata; Actinopteri; Salmoniformes; Salmonidae. Gene Ontology annotation, molecular function: protein binding.
UUAAGGUGAUGUCACAUUGUCACUCUGAUAAUUAAUCAAAGUGUUUGACAUGGGGGAGGGGCCCAGUAACUUUAUGAUCAAACUUAAUCAAUUUAGAAGCAACAGUAAUUUUUCGUACUUUGGUCAUCAUACUUUGAUCUGGUUUCUUUCAAACAUCACCCAAUUGAAUGAAAAUCAUGAUUUUAUCUCUGGAACAGCUUGGGGUCCCUGAAGAGGGAAUUGAAACCCACUGACUGAUUUAGUCAACCAACCAUUCUCAAUUGGCCCAAGGCCAUACGUGAGUAUUUCAUAAACCAGCAUCACUCCAUAGUCCUUCAUAAUAAAUCAAAAUCUGGCCUAACACAAAACAUUACAUAAACUAGAAUGACACUCAUUUAGGGUUGUACAAAAAGACCAAUGUGAAAACCACACCAUAAAAUAUUUUAAAACAAUCCUCCUCCCCUACAUUUGAAUUAUCACUAAAAGAGCAAAGAAGCCAUUUGUUAACUGUAAAGAACCAUUGAAGAGCUCAAAGGGUUCGUUGAGUCAUUAUGGUUCCACAUAGAACCAUCACCAUUCCCAAAGAACUCUUGAGGAACACACAUUUUUUAGUGUGUGGUGUAGGACGGCUAGUCAUCUUGAAAUGGUGGGAGAGACAGAGUGAGAAACGCUUAGGUGUGUGUGUGAGAGAGAGAGAGAGAGAGAGAGAGAGCGAGAGAGCGAGAGAGAGCGCAGUUGGGAAAGAUCGCUAUCAGCUGAAUUCAUUACAGUUAACGUCUCCCAUGGGUUUCAAGGGGAAAAGGCAAUUCUUGCAUUAGCAAUAAACAAUCCAAUGUUAGUCGUUUAUGGCUAGGAAAUCGGUCUGCUUUCUUGAGAACUGCGCGCAGUCGGUUCUUUUGGGUGUACAUGAAGGGGUGGGAGACAAAAGUCCCAUCUCUUUGCCGAAUGUAAUCCUUUAAUCUUUUGAAGGCAGCGCUGAACUUGGUGGCGCCUCUGAACCAGCCCGGGAGGCGAAGGACUGCUGCUGUGGCAUCGCCAGCGGAGUACAGGAGUAGCGGAGCAUACCGGGGAUAAACUGAAUCGUUGCCCGGACCAGCAUGCCCCCCACAACAACCACCCGCCUCCGGGAAUUCUCGGGCAGAGCCGCUAGGACCCUGGAGUACACCAGUCAAGAUGUGGAAGCCUGAAAGCCUAACAGAGUGAAAGCCUGCGCUGGGUGUCAUUUACGGGGGAAACGGACCAGGGAUAGUUCACCAUGCCCCAUGGAUAUACAAUAAAACGACGUUCAGCAUUCCUGAAAAAGGCCUCUGGAUCCAAAUGUCAAUUCCAACGGAGGCAGCAUCAGUCUGGGCCCAGCCGUGUGUAACGUGAGCGAGUGAAACAACGAGAGAGUGAAAGACAGAGAGAGAGAGGAAGAGAAGGAGAAGGAGGGGUCUCUCCGAUGAUAACCCUGAGUGUACCACACAUGGCUCUCUGGUAGCCACCAUUUUAAAUUGGCCCUUACAGUGCACUGCGGCGGCUGACUGAGAGUGAAAAUGUGAUGAGCUUUGCUAUCAUCCCCCGUAGCGAGCUAGUGAGUGUGGAUGGCGGCCGGUGAAGGAGGCACAUUGCUUAAUGAGACCAUUGCUCUUGUGUUAGGACGCUUAGGACAGGCAAUUACGGAGGAAUUACCACCAGAGGCCUUCUCCAGCACUGCUGCUGCUGCCGCUUCACCACUGCUUACUGCUGGAGCAGCAAACUAAGCAUUCACAGCUGGUUACAGAACUUUUUUUAUUCGGGUGGAUUUUUACUAUUUUUGUUCUUUUUUUCCUUUUUUUGCUACUGGCUGUUGUGAUUGUCAUUUGUCGUUCUUUUAACGACAGCUCCAUCAGUUCUGACCUAUCGUUUAUAAUGGAGCUACAUCCAUUGCGCGUGUGGAAUAAGGACUGGGCCUCUUUCCUCAGGCCAUGGAUACCCAUACUGCUGGGCCUGCACAUGCAGUUCUACCGGGCAUCUGGCUCAAGCUGCCCAGAGGAGUGCCGCUGUGACAGGACCUUUGUUUACUGCAACGAGAGGAGCCUGACCUCGGUGCCUCUAGGGAUCGGAGAGGGCUACAAGACCCUCUACCUCCACAACAACCAGAUCAACAAUGCCGGCUUCCCCUCUGAGCUUCACAACGUCGCCUCCGUGGAGACUGUUUAUCUCUAUGGUAACCAGCUGGACGAGUUUCCCAUCAACCUGCCCAAGAAUGUACGGGUACUGCACCUGCAGGAGAACAACAUCCAGACCAUCUCCAGGGCCGCGCUGGCUCAGCUGCUGUGGCUGGAGGAGCUCCACCUGGACGAUAACUCUAUCUCUACAGUUGGGGUGGAAGAAGGGGCAUUCAGGGAGGCCGUCAGCCUCAAGAUGCUCUUCCUCACCAAGAACCACCUGAGCAGUGUCCCUAUUGGUCUCCCUGAGGACCUCAAAGAGUUGCGAUUGGACGAGAACCGGAUUGCAGUGAUCACCGAGGAGGCGCUCAGGAAUGUGACGAGGUUAGAGCGCCUCCUGCUGGACGGGAACCUGCUGACAGAUGAGGGUGUGGCCCCUGGAACCUUCCAGGACCUGGUGACACUACGGGAGCUGUCUCUGGCGCGGAACUCCCUCACCUACCCGCCCCCGCUUCUCCCAGGGGAUGUUCUGGUGAAGCUGAACUUUCAGGAUAAUCAGAUGAAUGAGAUCCCUGUGACGGCCUUCGCAGGGCUGAGAAAGCUGGAGAGGCUAGAUAUUUCCAACAACCAGCUGCAGUCCCUGACAGAGGGGGUCUUUGAUGGCCUCGUCAGCCUCAGACAGCUCACUGUUCGUAACAACCUUUGGCUGUGUGACUGCAGCAUUAACUGGGUCAUACUGUGGUUAAAGUCUCUGCCAGUCUCCCUCAACGUGCGCGGCUUCAUGUGCCAGAAGCCCGAAACUGUCCGGGGCAUGGUAAUCAGAGAGCUGAACACCGAGCUUAUCCAGUGCCCUCGCAGCACCACGGCUGCCCUGCUGCCCACCCACUUGCCCCCCACCUCGCCAGGCCUCACCAUCCGCUUCCCUCCCUCCUCCACAGGCUACCCCUCAGACACAGAGUCUCUCUCUCCCCCAUCCAGGCUCCCCUUCUCACCCACACAUAACCCCCCUCUCCUCCCCUCCUCCCCUUCCAGAGAUGGGGAACAGAGGACUAACCUGCCGCCCCUGGACCCUGAGCGGGAGACCCUGCAGAUCAAGUUCACCAUACUCAAUGGUUCAGCCAUCCACGUCAGCUGGGUGGCCUCCUUUCCUGUCACAGCCUACAAGGUCACCUGGGCCAAGAUGGGUCCCAGCCUGUCGGGAGACACAGUGAGGGAGAGGAUGGUGGGAGGGGAGCACCGGGGCAUACGUUUGGUCAACCUGAAGCCUAAGUCCACCUACCGGAUCUGUGUCAUCCCGUUGGAUGCGUUCAAUAACUACCGGCCCAAGGAUGAUACAGUGUGUUCAGAGGCUGUGACUAAGCCGGUCUCCUAUGGCCAAGGUAAUAAUACAGGGCCACCGGGGCCGGAGCAGGCCACCCAGCAGGACCCCAGUUCUCCCUUUCUUCUGGCUGGCCUCAUCGGAGGGGCCGUGAUCGUAGUUCUGGUGCUUCUCCUUAGCAUAUUCUGCUGGCACAUGCACAAGAAGGGUCGGUCGUCCUCGGCCAAGUGGAAAUACAAUAAGGGCAGGAGAAAAGACGACUACUGCGAGGCAGGAACCAAAAAGGAUAACUCUAUACUGGAAAUGACUGAGACCAGCUUCCAGAUAGCGUCCCUGAACAACGAGCAGCUCCUCAAGGGAGACUACCGCAUACAGCCCAUUUAUACCCCUAAUGGGGGCAUUGGCUUCAGAGACUGCCCUCUGGGAAGCAAUAGCACAGUAUACUGCAAGAACAAUGUUCAAGCAGACGCAGACUUUUGCCGUACAUGAUGGUUUUGCAUAGCAGAGUGUUAUAGAACCCCCUUUGUAUUAACAAAUACACUUAACUGCAUACAGUACACUGAAAAGUAUAUUUCAAAGACCUCUGUGUCUGCAAUGUAAUUUAUACACCGGCUGGGCUAUAAUGUUGAAUUCAGCUAACUUUUAUAUUCCCUUAGUAAAAAAUGCUAAUUGAUUUAUAAGUUAUUUAUUUCUCAAAGUUGUGUAACUCGGUUCUGUGCAUACAGUUCUUUACAAUCAGAGCUUUCUCUCAUCAUUUUAUAUUUUGAGCUCCAUAAAGAUUGGGCCAUGUGGAAGUCAUAUGAUAGUCAGACGGUCUACUCAUUCCUAUAAAAAUAGCCUAGCCAGUAAUGAGUCUAACAUGCACAAUGUCCAUAACAGAUAUAGCUACAUCCCAUGUUUUGGCAAUGGAAAUUAAAACAAAAAGGGUUUUAAGUCAUAGACUUGAUGUGGCAACUCAAUGUGACAGAGAGAACCAACCAUUCAGGAAAUGAGCUUUGGGGAUAAAUAUUUUCUCACAGUAAGGAUUUGAGAGAGAAUGGGAGAGAGUAUAGGAAGGAGGGAGGAAGGGGAGGGAAAGAGAGAGGGAAAGAGGGAGAGAAUCUGUUCAUUCAAAUGCACCACAAGAGGGCAGAAUUUUUCAUUAUUGUCAAUGAUUCAUUCAUGAUUCUUGAUCUUUUUAUUUGCUUGGACAUUGCUGAGUAUUGAAAUGUAGUUCUGCCUAUGUAAGUAAUACUGCAGUGAGUGUCUCUCUUUCAUCAUCUCAUCUACAUAACAAAGACACAUUUCUAUGAACACAGUUUUGAGAAGUGUUGGUCAAAUGGCUGCAUGGAUUCCAGGGCUGGUAGACAUCAAGUGUCUCCGAUUAGAUGUGCUGAUCUAGGAUCACGUCCCCCUCUGUCAUCUUAUACAAAAUUGGCUACACUGAUCCUAGAUCAGCACUCCUAUUCUGAGAUGCUUGAUACAUGCGGCGUGUGAUUCAAGUAUUUAUUUCAGUAACACAUGGUUAUGUUGUUGGCCAGUGGUCAUUCACCACAACCUGGAAAUACUGUUCAUGAAAAUGGUAGUAGGCUACUGUAGUUAUGGAGUUUGUUGAACCUUUUGAUUGUUUCCCAAGCUGUUUAAAAAACAGCUCGACUCAGCAAAUCAUGCACAGGUCAUAAGUUUGCAUCUUAUGCUUUCCAAAAAAAACGAAAAUUAAAGCAUAAGGAAGCUGUACGUCGUAUAGCUGAGAAUGAAAGAUCCACAAGCACAUCUGUCAAGACAGUUGGAUACGAAGCAACUAUCUGAGUUUAUGUUCAGCAAAAAAAAUAUGUUAUGGUAAUAUAUUAUAUGUGCCUUGAAAUGAUCAGCUCAUAAUGUAAGGUCUUUUGAAUCCAUGUGUUUUCUGCACAAAAGUGUAAUGUAAAUACAUUCAAUUGACAUUGAAUUGUUGUUGGAAAAAA